GGCACACACACUCGCAACGCGCUUCUCAGCCAGCUCAAUUCAGCUCCGGAUUCCGCUUGCCACCAGCUUUUGAACGCGUCAUUAAUCGCAUCGUGCCACAGGAGCCUCGAAUCAGUUUUCCCAGCAACGCGCGCACUUUUCCCGCCUUGGACCACCGAUUAAGGUCCCUUGUUCUUUCUUUCCGCCUUAUUGCUUCGGCCUGUGCGUUUGCAUUUUAAUGUUUGCUUAAGCAUUCCGUUCCAAAAUCCAAAAUCCGGUCAAACCAAUCCCGGCGAUAAGAAAGUACAUUCCAAACGGAGAGCUCCACGCGGAAUUGUUCGACACAAAAGUGAAUUACAAAUCAAUUGAGAAAGCCCGCGGCAGCGAGACAUAGAGCACACAUCGAAUCCAAUUCAAAAGUGAGGCACUAGGAAGCAAAAAAAGAGUCCCGUAUGAGUAACAGCGCCAUGGUGGCCGUGGCCAUAUGCUGCAUCCUCGUCCUGCUGGCCGUCUUCAUCGUGAUCAUCAUAGUGGUCGGCCAGACCAUCGAGGAGCCCAAAUGAGACAUGCUCCAGCUGGGACCUGGCAACUUCCCAGAUGGAUAACAGAGGCCCCCACAAAAUUGUUAGUUUGCUGGGGCCGCCAGCAAAAAUUUCGUUGCCACCUCAUCAGCAUCUGCAGCAUCCGCAAAAUCAUCAUCAACAACAUUUUCACCCGGCUGAAAAAUUAGCAGAGGAAACAGAAGGAUCAGGAGGAGGAGAAGGAGAAGCAGGAGUGGAGUGUAGUGGAGUGGAGGAAAUGCGUCCCAUCGUCAGUAUCCAUUGGCUGUGAUGUGAAAUUUUUUGAAUUUGUGAAGCAAAAAUCAAUCGAAAAUCAACCCAACACAAAAGGAGCUACUAAAUUUUGGAACAUUCCGCAUCCUAAGAACACACACAUCUUCAUGUAGCAUUUCUGUGUGUUAAGUGUUGUUAAUAUAAAUGUAUAUAUAGACACACAAUCUAUGAAUACAAAAAUAUAUAGGUAUCUAGACAUACUUACGUAAUUAUAUAUGAAUAUAUAGAUAUAUAUAUAUAUAUGUGUGUAACCCAACCGUCGUAAAGUUGCGUUCUUUUUUAUAAAAGUGUUGUUAACAAACCGAUUUUUAUUGAUGUUUUAAUGAUGUUGAAUACAACAUAUACGAGCAUAUAUACAUGCAUACACACACGAAAGUGGAAUAAGUUUACAUUAAAAGUCCAGCGAUGUCAGAAUUGAGGAGCGGAAACCCAAGAAGCCGAAAAGGAUGCGAAGGAUUAUGGAUUCGAAGGAGCAGGACAAUAGGGAAUGCAACUGUAGAGCUCAAUUGUUUAUUAUACCGUAAGAUCAUAUCAAUUCGGAAUGAUGCCAGCAAUUGCACUUGUUAAUUGCACAGCAAUGAAGGUAAAUCCCUUGCGGGAUUGUCAGCGGGAAACCUGGAGCAUAGAUAUAGCUAUCUAAAUAAAUGGAAGAUAUGGAUUAUAGAACAGAGGAGAUAUGCAUUUUAUAUAUCAAAAAACUUUUGGAUAAGUUUUACGUGUACGUGUACCUAGGAGUAGCCAAAUCUCGUGUAUACAAUAUAAGCUGUUAUCAACUAUGAAACUUACUCACUUGAAACCAAAUGAACUAGCCAACUUUAAGCCCCACAAACUGUAAUUUAAUUAAACCUCCAACCAAACAAACAACUACUCCAAUUAAAUCAAUUCAACGCAGAACGUACGUGCGCUGUAAAGGAUAAUAAAAAAAAUAACAACUUCCACUCAAUUCGACUCAAUUCAGUUUUAAUCAAUGCAAAUGCCAGACUCAGCGAACACAAUAUUCAACAAAUGAUCAACGCGCGGCGCAUAAAUUAAUAUAUUAAUUAAAUACAAAAAUCAACAAAAGUGGCCAAAGUCAGAAAAGAGAAAAGAGUGUGAUCAGACAUUCGUGUCGCGGAUCGGCGGACCCCAGAAUGGCAGCUUCUCGGCCCCGCUGCUGCACAACCAUCGCAAUCAC
Molecule: messenger RNA, 1986 nt
Organism: Drosophila mauritiana
Lineage: Eukaryota; Metazoa; Arthropoda; Insecta; Diptera; Drosophilidae
Exons: 3
Coding region: 432-542 (36 amino acids)
Source: RefSeq, a predicted model, not a curated record